UUUUGACUCAUCCUUCUGGCCAAUCUCCAAACUAGUUCCAUAACAAUAUUUUGAGAAAAUUUUAGAAGAUAAACAGAUUAUUAUUUGCAUUAUUCUUUAUCACCUCAAUGAAUGAAACAAAUUCAAAUGAUGCAUGAGUCUAUAAAAUACUGUUCUACUGAGUGAUAAAAAAUUUUCAGAUUGGAGGCAACCUAAAUUCGCUCUCAUGGAAGUGUUUGUACAUUUAUUUGAUUACUGAAGCAGUGUAACUAGUAUUGUGCCGAAUAAUUAUGUGCUUGCUGUCUGAAAAUUGAGGAUUAAUACCCACAAAUAUCAGAAUAGGCUAACGAGACGCGCUGUGUGAUCUCUAGUAUGUGACCCGCAUAAGUUGGAUUUCUUUCGAUAUUUCGUUAGUGAAAAUCUAAAACGUCCAAAAUGUUUCACGGAGACGCCCGAGCCACGAACAUCCCGAAGGUGGGUACAACCAUCAGCCAGGCCCAAGCCCUCGAGUACUUCGAGCAAUUCAUCAAUGCUACCACACUGAAGAACAUACUAGGUUACUUUAGAACAAUGUGCGAACUUCUCCACAUGAAACCGACGUACUAUCCGCUAUUCUAUCCUAAACUGAAGGCUAUGUUGAACAGCUGGAAGGCGAAGGCCAUAUGGAAGAAGUUGGACUCUAGGGCUAAUCACAAAUGUUACGGCAAGGGUAAGAUUGGUGAGAAGACGAGGGUUCUGGUCAUAGGCGGUGGACCUUGUGGUUUGAGGACGGCGAUUGAAGCCCAGUUGUUGGGUUGCAAAGUUGUAGUUGUAGAGAAGAGGGAUCGUCUGUCAAGAAAUAAUGUACUUCACCUUUGGCCAUUUGUAAUUGAAGACUUGAGAGCAUUAGGUGCUAAGAAAUUUUUUGGGAAAUUUUGUGCUGGAGCCAUCGAUCACAUUAGUAUUAGGCAGUUGCAAUGUAUUCUGCUGAAGUUAGCUUUAAUAUUAGGUGUAGAAAUCCACACAGAAGUUAGUUUUGAAAGUCUAAUCGAACCAAAUAAUGAUGAGAAAAUUGGCUGGCGAGCGGAAUUGAAACCGUCUAACCAUCCUGUAUCACAAUAUGAAUUUGACGUUAUAAUUGGCGCCGACGGAAAGAGAAACACAUUGACUGGAUUUAAGAGGAAAGAAUUUCGUGGCAAACUUGCAAUUGCUAUCACGGCCAACUUCAUUAAUAAGAGGACUGAAGCUGAAGCGAGGGUUGAAGAGAUCAGCGGUGUAGCUUUUAUUUUUAACCAAAAAUUUUUCAAAGAUCUGUACCAGGAGACGGGUAUAGAUUUGGAAAAUAUAGUUUACUAUAAGGACGAGACGCACUACUUUGUAAUGACUGCCAAAAAGCCAAGUUUGAUAGAGAAAGGAGUAAUAUUACAGGACUUGGCUGACACAGAAAGACUGUUGGCUCCAGACAAUGUGAACCGUGAGGCUCUCUUGAAUUAUGCCAAAGAAGCUGCAGACUUCAGCACAAAUUACCAAAUGUCUAAUAUGGAAUUCGCAGUUAAUCAUUAUGGCCAACCUGACGUUGCUAUGUUUGAUUUCACGUCAAUGUAUGCCGCAGAAAAUGCUUCCAGGGUACUGGAGAGGAAAGGUUAUCAACUGCUUACGAUUCUUGUUGGUGACAGUUUAUUGGAACCAUUCUGGCCAACAGGAUCUGGUUGUGCUAGAGGAUUUUUGUCAUCUUUGGAUGCAGCAUGGGCAAUAAGGUCUUGGAGUUUAGGUAAAGCAAGUCCACUCGAAGUUCUUGCCGAACGAGAGUCAAUUUAUAGACUAUUAGCUCAAACCACUCCUGAUAAUUUGAAUAAAGACUGGAAAUCAUAUACUCUGGAUCCUUCUACAAGAUAUCCCAACCUCAACAGAACAACGGUAAGUCCCCAUCAACUAGUCAGUUUGUACGAUACAGAUGAUAUUCAGAAUAUUGAAAAAUUGGGACGAAACCUAGAAAAUGUUACUACUAUUUCAAGGAAGAGAAGAAGAGAAAUAGUAGAUAGUGAGAUUCUUAUAGAAUGGGUUAAACAUCAAGUGAAAUGUCAUCCCAGUAUUGAAAUAACUGAUCUUUCAUCUAUUUUCCACUCAGGAAAAGUUCUUUGUGCAAUUAUUAAUCAUUAUCGACCCGAUUUAAUUGAUUACUCUAGUCUAGUAAACAACGAACCAACACACAAUAAUCAGUUAGCCAUCGAUGUUCUAGAAAAAGAUAUAGGUAUUCCUCCAAUAAUGACUGGUCAAGAAAUCACGUCCACACACGAUAACCUAGCACUUACGGCGUACCUGACUCAAAUCUAUGAUGUGUUCAGAACAGAAAUUCCUCAUGUCAAACAUCCCAAACUGAGAAAUAAAUGGACGAUUUCAGAUUUAGCCAUUCCUGAACAAUCCCUCAAAUCCUCCACGAAUUUCCAUUCAGAAUCCAGUAAAUCCAGUAUUCGCAAAAGCAUGAAGAAUAACUUGGUGAAAAAGUAUUCCCAUUGCACCCUAAGAACAGAUCGUACAAGUGACGAAAGUUUAUUCAAAUUAUAUCCUUAUUUUUUGUCAACAAAACCUUCAGAGUGUGGGUCAGAAACGGAUGCACAUCAAGAAAAUAUAAUGUCUCCCGAAGAAUCGCUAACAGAAUGUCAAGAACUUGCUAAAAUAUUUCCAGCUUCUUCUGAAUCCUUCGAUUUGCGCUCAUCAUUGUGUGCUGAUAAUUUGAAUCCACAGAUCUUCUCGACUGAAACUCUAAUGCAAACAAAUAACAACGAAAAUAUCUCAGCGUUUCCGAACAACUUCUUGAAGCAGCUAUCUGGAAAUUUUUCCUUCAAGCUUAGAAGCAAUUUAGUGAAAAAGAAAUGUAUGCUGAGGGAGAGAUCGAUUACAAAAAUACAAAAUCAACUCCAAUUUGAAGAAAUAGAAUUCAAAUCUAACAUCAAGAACCUAUCAAGAGAAUUAUAUUUCAUCGAAAUAUUGGAGGAGAAUCGAAAGUUUUCACCAAUGUACAAUCCAUCAAGAACUACAUUAAUAAUGACUGCAAAAACAUCUUACCCUACAAAUCUGACAAAAACAGAAAAAAAGAAUGACGGAUGUGUCAGUGGCAAAUGCCGAAUUCCGAAAAAAGUUCACAUAAAAUUUUCGUCGAAUCCUAUCAUGUGUGAUGCAGAAGAAAAAGGAAGCAUAGGCCCUGAACAAGUUUUUAGCAGAGUAUCAAAUUGGAUAGAAAGUAACGAUUUUGAAGAAGAGAGUGAAAACACUGAAUUUAUAAAUAAGAAAGCAGAACCUAUUGAAACAAACAUUGAAGAAGGUUUUUCGGAUAUCACAUCCAUAACAAAGUGUCUAGAGAAAAAACGUAUGGGAAAACAAAAAAAACUCAUAGUUGGAGAAUCAUCUGAUUUGAAAGAAGGAUCUUUGAAUGAGAAGGAAGAAAAGUUUCCAAAUAAAUUGAGAUCUUUUGCUUGCAAUAAAAUGUUUAAAACUUUGGGAAAGCUUUCCCAUUUUUCCUUCUUUCCAAAUGAAGCAAAGGUGGAAAACUCAGCUCCUUUUUCUGUUAUAGCGGAAGGGCAAGAAUCAGAACUUCCCGAGAGUAAAAAUACUGUAACUAGUUUUAAGACACUUCUGAAGGAACCGAGUGCUGUAAUUACUCCCAAUGAAAACUUUAGACCGUCAAGUAGACAUAAGAGGCAUAUUGAAGGUAUACUAUCAAAUAAGAGUGCAAAUAUUGAAAGGAAAACCAGAAAGAGAAGAACGCUUGAUAAAUCUGGAAGUGUGGCGGAAAUACAGAAACAAUUCGAGGAAGGAAAUAGUUCAAAGAGUAGCAGAUUAUCAAAAAGGCAACAACAACGGAAACUACAUGCUGAACAAUUCAUAAAGAGCAUGCGGAUGCUUGCUGCUAAUGCAAAAUCCGAUACACCAUUCGAAGAUUAUUCAAUUUUUGUAUAUAGACAGACGGCAAGAAAUUUUGAAGAUCGUGUGAAAGACUUAGAAAAAAAAUUCACCUAUAUACCUGAAUAUGAUACUAAACUUCCCUCCUUGAUUCGUACUAAUACAGACGAUGACUUUGCUGCUAAAAUAAAGUCUAUAGAAGAAGGAUGGCAAAGUAAACAAUUAGUGGAAAAGAAACCGAAAGAUCUUUUGAGAAAAAUAGGUAAAAUAGAAACGUCAGAUUGGAAUAUUAAAGAAAUUGAAAAAAAGAUAAAGGAAAAUAAACUUGGCAAACCAAUAGUGAGAGAUAAGGAAAAAGUCCCCAAAUGGAGCAGAGAACAAUUCGUUGCCAGACAAACUAAAUUAGAAAAACUUGAUAGACAGGAUAGUGCUGAAGGCAAAUAUGCAGAUAUUGAUAAGAAUAUAAAACAUUUGGAUCUCAAGUUAAAAGAAGGAACCAAUAGAGAUCUGGGUCAUAAUAAAAUUGCAAGCAUAACAGAAAGAUUAACUAGUAAAAUUCCAGAGACACCAGAACCUGUUAUUCCAAAAAAUGUCGAUAAACCUGUUAUAAUUCCAUCCUAUAGUGGAUCAGAGUUAUGUCACUUUUGCAAUAAACGAGUUUAUCUCAUGGAGAGGUUAUCUGCAGAAAGCAGAUUUUUUCACCAUGGAUGUUUCAAAUGUCAGUAUUGCAAGGCUCAGCUCAGACUCGGCUCGUAUGCCUUUGAUAAAGAUGGUAUUUAUGGUCACAAGUUCUUUUGUUUGCAUCAUUAUGGUAUGCAAGGUAAAGCCCCUACUACUACUAAAGUGGUUAGAAAACCAUCACAAAGGGAUACAAAGUUACCAUCAAAGAAAUUAACUGGUGUUUCAGGUGUAGAUCUUUUAGAUAGAGUGCGUACACCCGAAAGGGCUGAAUUCUCCAACUUAAGUCGGGGUUCUUCAGAUCAGGAGGAUUCAAUAAACCAGAUGGAUGAAGAUGAAUGGACAGAUAGAAACUUUGGGGCAUCUACAGCUGAGGUUGGCAGUAGUGAUGAUGAUGAUUCAUCAAGUUACAGUGAUACUGAUAGCGAUGAUGAAGAUGCUUAUGAAGAGGCUAUGGAAGAACCAGCUACAAAGGAAGGAACAUUGAAGUGGGCUGAGAGAAUGAGUAAAAGGCACUUCUCUAAACAGGAUAAAUCGGACUCUGAACCCUACGGAAGUUCAGAUUCUUCAAGUUACUAUGAAAAUAGUUCUGAUGAAGAUGAAUCUGACACGGCCACAGAGGGCGAAGAGGAGAUCAGAGCCAGAGAAUUGCGAUUGCAAGAAGUUCGUCUCGACCCACCGAUAAUACAAGCGGAUACCGGCACUGAUACAGAGGUACUCUCCGAUGACAACAGCUCUGAUGUUUCAAGUGAAGUUCAGAACUCUGCUACAGAAAUAUCAACAGAUUCUGAGUUUGCUCAUGAUGAUCCAACACCUACCAGUGAAGUUCCGCCAAUCCUUUUGAAUGAUAUGUUUAUAACUAAAAACAGGGGUUCUUCAUCAAAUAGGCCCAAAAAAAUUCAGGUGACCAGUGGUUUUUUACAAAAACCCUCUAAUGGAAAGACGAUCAAGCAAGACAUUGAGUUAAAAUUGACACCACUUGUUUCUCCUGCACCAAGUUUAAGAAAAAUCACGUCAUCUAUAAAACCACCUUCAGAAGCCUAUGCUUUGAAUAGAACACAGAGCACUGGGGGUAUUGCCACUAAAGUUUCCCUUGAACUAAAAAAAAAAUAUUUAUUAGGUGAAUCAGUUGGUGGUGGUAGUAUUCAAAAAUCUGGUAGUGCAUCUACUCUCGAUACAAAGUUAAAGUCAUUCUGUUCAAAUAUAUCUGAUUGUCAGAAAUUACUGAAACCUGCUUCAGAAAUAAGCCCAAGUAUGCAGACUUUCUGUAAAAAACUUGAUGAAAAUAUAUCACCAAUUCUAAGUCCGUUAACUGUUGAAUCAUGCAAUAAACCAAUUACUACAGAAAGUAAUGAAAAUCAAUUGGACCAAAAUGAAAAAUUGCCACCACCAGAUCUCAUAAAUGUGACCAUCACUGAAAAGAAAGAGGAAACUGUAAAGCCAGUGUUCGAAAAUGAAACUGAAGGCCGUCCAAGAAGUCCACUUCAUGAAACAUCACUUAUCGUUCCUGAAAUUGAUUGGAGUAAAGUUUCGCAGUGUGCAGAAAGCUUGUCCUCUUCUUCAACUUCUUCAUCUUCAAGUGAUGAACAAAUAAAUACUCCUAAUUACUUGCAUGGAAAUAUUCCAACAGUUAGAGUUUGUGCAGUGGAAGAUUCUGAAGGAAUCUUGAAAAAUUCAAACGAUAUUUUACAAACAAAUGAUUUUGUUAAAUCUAUAUCAAGUGAUAAAAAGCAACUGAAUCAACCUAAAACACUACCUGGCUUCAAAAAUGAAUUUUCUAAUGAUUCUGUUAAAAAGAAACCCAAGGAAUCGGGUUAUCAAAAAAUACCAUCUCAAGAUGACAGAUCAAGUGGAUGUAGCACACCAAUAUCAAUGGGAGACGAUAUAACCACUGCAUUUACAGAAACAGAACUGUCUGAUUGGGCAAGAGAUGGAUGUGUUUCUGACGAUUUAGAAGGUGUUGCUUUCGAUUUAAACGGAGAACCACAAAAACAGAAAUUACAUGAGUUACCUACUAUAGGACAUAUUUGUGGAAAAAUGGAGGAAGGCAAAGAUGUAAUUAAAGAACCUUCAAAUACAAAUUUCGAUAGUAUUGAGUACAUGGAUACUUGUACGGAAAGUAAUAGUGAGGAAGGUGUUGUGAAUAGUAUAGCUUAUAAUAUUUUGAAAAAUGAGGAAAUAGCUGAAGAUAGUUUAAAUCCAAUAAUUAAUGACAUUGUAGAGGCUCAGAAUACUGUAAUCACAGAAUCAAAAAUAAAAAAUUCUGGUUAUUGUAUAAUUGCUACUGAUAAUAAUAAUUUUGGAGGUGAAAUAGUAAAUUUGAAGCCAGCAGACAUUGAAAAUCUCAAACAAAAUCAACAACUUGGUGAACGUGAGGAGGAUAGCUUAUUAGUUGUAGAAACAACUACUGAAGAGAACACCUGCAGUGAUUCAACUGUCAAAAAUGUAACUGAAAUACCAAAAGAUACAAAUACGGUAUCAAGAAUCCAAAAACAAAGAUUGGAGGAGAAAUUAAGUCAGCUAAAAAAAGAAAAAGAAGAAAUAUUAUUACAAGCUAAGAUAGAAAGAGAGAUAGAAAAGAGUAAAGAAGAGGAAGAUGAUAGUGGGAACUCUCCGGCAAAAAAUAUAGAAUUUGAUGAACACUGUCAAAGACUACAAUCAAAAAUUGAUUUUGGAAAUGUAAAAGAUUCAAUAGAUAUACGAAAGUCAAGGAGAAAAAGCAAGGAUUCACCACAGAAGCCAGAAUUAAUUCAGGAGGAGAAACAGUGUCUCGAAUUAAAAAACAUCACACUGAAUUUGUCACCUACUAUUAAAACUCCUGAUCAAAUAUAUAAUAAAGAAGUUAUAGAAAAAGAAAGGAAUGUAAACCAAAGAUUGGUUCAAGAAAUGGUUAUGAGUAAAAUGAGAGCGGAGAACAAAGCUUUUGAAAGAAAAGUUAGAAAUAGGCCUACAACAAACAGUUUGAAUAAUCCAUUUCAGUUAUCAAAAUCUGCCACUACUGAUAUAGCCAGAAUAAAUAAGAGUAAUUUGGACAAUAAUUCUAUUAAUAGAGUUAUUGAAGAUACUUCUGGAAAUUUUCUUUUGAAAGAAAAAGAACCUAUUAUAGGAAUGUGUACAAUUCAAAAAUCACAAACCUCUCCGAAUGUUCCAGGAGAUAACAGAAUUGAAUAUGAUGAAGCAAGUACUCCUAUUGCUCCACCUCGUUCAAGGGAUUUGAAAAAUUCAACAAACAAAUUGAAGUCAGAAGCAAGAGCAAGAGCCAGAAUGUUAUCAAAUGAAGAAUUGGGACUUAGCCCAGAAGAUAAAAUCUUAAGAUUAAGAGAGAAAUCCAGAAGAUAUGAACGAAGUGCAAGUGUAGAAAAUUCUGAAUUUCAAUUAUACCCUAUGACUCCUAAUUCCCAAGCACCAGUUUUUGACACCCUAGGAAAAAAAAGACCGAUUAGUGAAUAUUUACCAAAAUAUAGUGAAAAUAGAAAGUCUUUCAGUCCUAAUAGCAGUAAAGCUGAGGAAAAAAAGUUGUGUCGAUCUGAUUCGAAUUUAUUCCGAAUGGCAAAUAUCAAAAAUAAAGAAGAGAGUCCUAAAAAGGGAACCAAAUUCACGAAAAUUAUGGAUCUAUUUUCAAAGAAAAGUCCAAAAGGAUUAUUUUCGAAAAUUUCACCGAAGUCAAAGGAUAUGUCAAAGUCUUGCCCCACAUUAUUUGAAUGGACACCGAUGACAAUGGUAAAAGCGUGUUCAACCAAAGAGACUAAAAAUAAGGAUUAUGAAAUAGAUUUACCACAAACAAGCAGACCAGAAGUACCACCUCCUGUACCCCCCUUACCUUUGUGUUAUACUGAAAAUUUGCUUCGACGAUCAGAAGACAGCUCAGAUGACGAAUUCAAGUGUAGUAAAAGAAGUUCCUUAGAAACCUUAGCAGGUCCAGCAAAUAUAGAUGAUUCUGUUUCUAGUUUAACAGAGAGGCAUUCUUAUAAAAAAAGUAGAAGAUCAGUAAGGGAAGCACAACUCAAAAGACAUCGAAUGGCUCAAGAAAUUCAACGUAAACUAGAGGAGACUGAAGUAAAAACUAAAGAACUUGAAGAAAAAGGAGUUUUGAUCGAAAAAGCUCUAAGAGGUGAAGAUGAAUGUUCUUCUAAACAAGAAUCAGAGUUACUGCAAGAGUGGUUUGACAUAAUGCGAGAUAGAACUGAGUUACGAAGAUAUGAAAAAGAACUUAUGGUCAGAGCUCAAGAAUUAGAAUUAGAAGACAGACAUGCAAGACUGCAACAUCAACUCAGAAAAAGACUGAAAGAAGAAAAUAAAAGUGAAGAAGAUAAGGAUGUAGAUUACAAAAUUAUCAAUGAAAUGCUUGAAAUUGUAUCGAAAAGAGAUUCACUUAUUGCUUUGUUGGAAGAAGAUAGACUGAGAUACCUCUCUGAAGAUCGUGAUUUUGAAGAACAAAUGCUUGCUAAAGAUCUUCAUCUUACCCCAAAAUGGAAAACUAAUGAAAAAUAACAUUUUUCUUGCAA
Messenger RNA from Harmonia axyridis, 9041 nucleotides. It is a transcript of the gene Mical, whose product is annotated as F-actin-monooxygenase Mical. The transcript has 28 exons. NCBI's taxonomy places the organism in Eukaryota, Metazoa, Arthropoda, Insecta, Coleoptera, Coccinellidae. The record is from RefSeq and is a predicted model, not a curated record. The coding region runs from base 415 to 9027 and encodes 2870 amino acids. Gene Ontology annotation, molecular function: protein binding.